Ectocarpus sp. CCAP 1310/34 is the source of this 1893-nucleotide messenger RNA. NCBI's taxonomy places the organism in Eukaryota, Phaeophyceae, Ectocarpales, Ectocarpaceae. The record is from the annotation of a GenBank genome assembly.
AUGGCCGAUGUGGGCGGCGGCGAGGACGACCGCCGCAGCAGCAGCCGCCGCGGUGGCGGCGGCAACGGCAGCGACAGAGGCAGCAACAGCGGCGGCAACAGCGGCAGCAGCAGCGACAGCGACAGCGACAGCGACAGCGACAGCGACAGCGACAGCGACAGCGACAGCGACAGCGACAGCGACAGCGACAGCGACAGCGACAGCGACAGCGACAGCGAGACGGAUCUCCCGGCGCUCCGCGGGCCAGAGGUCUGGCGGCUUGCCCGCUUCGACAAGCCGGCGGAACUCACCAGCCGCCGGACCAGGGAGAUACCUCGCCGAAAUCCGAGGUACGAGUCGCCCCCGUCGCCGACAAGUGCCGAAGCCCUGCUCGCCUCGGCGGCGAGCCUGCCCGUCAGCAGCACGGAGGAGUUCACCAGCUGGAUGCUCUCAGCGGAGGCCCGCGCGGCGCGCCAAGAGGCGGAGGACUUCCCGCUGGGUGCGGUGGACCUCAUGCUCAACUCGCCAGACGCCUUCGAGACGGCUCUGGCGUCCCACGAGCUAAGUGAAUCCCCCAUAGGCAAGCGUCCGAGUGAUGUAGAAGCCCCACCCAUGACUGUAGCCGGCGUUGCCAAGUCUGUUUACCGAGAGGGGUGGGAACAGGCCAUGAGGGAAGAGUUUGAAGGGCACUUGGGCACGGGGACGUUUUCAUUCGUAGACGGUGCGCCAGAGGGGCGCAGGCCUGGAAGAUUCAAAACGCGUUUGGUUGCUAGGGGAUUUUCACAAAUCCCGAACGUCGAUUACUUCCAUUCGUCUUCCCCUUGCCCAUCAUCCGCAUCCAUUAAACUGAUGCUUGCGGUAGAAAACGAGAAGGGCAUGAACCUCAAUCACUGGGAUGUGAAACAGGCGCACACACACGCCACGCUAGACGAGGAGGUUUUUCUGAGGCUCCCCGCUGGGUGCGGGGACAAGUCGCAUAAGAUUGCUAAGGCUGAGCGUGCGAUUUAUGGUCUGAAGCAGAGCGGUAGGCAGUGGGGGUACCACGCUGCUGAUACGCUAGUCGAGAACGGGUUCGAGCAAUGCAAGGCGGACCCGUGUGUUUUCCGCAAGAUGGUAGACGAAGUCGUGGUGAUGAUUAUCGUGAUUUAUGCGGAUGACAUUUUGGUGGCUGCGUCUGACGAGGAUUGCAAGGAGUUGCUUGCUUCUCUCAACAAGAAAUUCCCCACCAAAAACCUUGGAGAGUGUCAAUGGUUUGAUGGGUGUGCCAUCGAGAGAGAUGUAGAGGCUGGGACUCUUAGAAUCUCCCAAACCNUGGUGAUGAUUAUCGUGAUCUACGCGGAUGACAUUUUGGUGGCUGCGUCUGACGAGGAUUGCAAGGAGUUGCUUGCUUCUCUCAACAAGAAAUUCCCCACCAAAAAUCUGGGAGAGUGCGAAUGGUUUGACGGAUGUGCCAUUGAGAGAGAUGUAGAGGCUGGGACUCAUGAUAUCUCGCAAACCGCGUACAUCGACAGCAUGGGAAGGGAGUGGCCGGUGAGGGAAGACAUCGGCAGCAUGAUGUGGGUAUCAACGUUCUCGCGUCCAGACGUCUCGUUCGCCGUGCGUGUGGUAGCGCGCCACGCCCAAGCCCCGGCGAAGAGGCUCUGGGAUGCCAUCCAGAAGAUCCUCGGCUACUUGAAAGGGACGGGGGACCUCGGCAUCACCUACCAACGGGGGUCGGGGUUAGGGCUUGCCGUAUACGUAGACGCUAGCUAUGCCGACACGGAGGACAAGCAUUCGGUGUCAGGGUUGGCUACGACGGUUGGAGUUACCGUAGUCAGCCAUGGUAGCAAGACACAGAGCAUCGUGUCUUUGUCUUCGACGGAGGCCGAAUACAUUGCUGCCGGGGAGGGCGUCAAGGAGGCGUUGGGGCCAUAG